Branchiostoma floridae (Florida lancelet) is the source of this 3914-nucleotide messenger RNA. Its product is annotated as BRCA2-interacting transcriptional repressor EMSY-like. NCBI's taxonomy places the organism in Eukaryota, Metazoa, Chordata, Leptocardii, Amphioxiformes, Branchiostomatidae. The record is from RefSeq and is a predicted model, not a curated record. The transcript has 22 exons. Bases 126 to 3914 code for a protein of 1262 amino acids. Gene Ontology annotation, cellular component: nucleoplasm. Gene Ontology annotation, biological process: regulation of DNA-templated transcription.
UCGGGUCCUGACACCAGAAGGUAGCGCCAUCUUGGCGAUUUAUUUUUGCACGAUGUGAUGUGAGGUUUCGCAGGAAAAGGGUUGAUUUUUGUCUGACGAGGUGGCUGUGACAAGGUUCUGUGACAAUGUGGCCCAAACUGUUGGACCUAUCCAGGGACGAGUGCAAGCGAAUUCUACGUCGACUAGAACUGGAGGCCUAUGCCUCCCUCAUCAGUGCCUUCAGGGCACAGGGAGAUCUCAGUAAGGACAAGAAAAAACUCCUGGAUGAAAUUUCCAAGGUGUUGAGUAUCUCCACAGAGAGACACAGAGCUGAGGUGAGACGGGCUGUCAACGAUGAGUCACUCAGUACUGUAGCAGAUGUUCUCUCAGGUCCCAACUCCACCUACGAGUGGUCGGUGGAAGGGCGGAGACUGGUGCCCUUGAUGCCGCGGCUCGUGCCCCAGACCGCCUUCACGGGACUGGCCAACACGGCGGCCAACAUCGCAGCCGCACACAACUCAACACUACCUGACCCUGCGGACACAGCCAAGAAAGAAGUGCCUGGGACCAGUGGUGUCAGUGCAGCAACCAUGAAGUCACCACGAUCAGCCAGUCCCCACUCUGGGGUAGUGGUACUGCCCAGUGGUGCCACCAUCACAGUAAAAGGAGAAAGAGAAGAUGAUAUGGAGACAGAGACCAAAGGCAGAAGAAGAAAGAGGACGGCCUCUUCCUCUGCUCCUCACCCAGCUCCCGGCACGUCUUCAAGAACUGUAGAAGCUCGUCCCUUACUCCUUCCAACUUCUUCUAACAUUAGGGUGUCCCAGGGAACUGCAUCGUCACAUUCCAUGAGCCCUGUAAAGAUCACCCUGGCCAAAACACCUCCUCCUAAAAGUUCCAUGGCUCCAACAGCUACACAGAAGAUUAUCAUUGUCAGUAGCCAGUCGUCUGGGCCGUCCUUCAUGCCCAACAUCCUGCGUAGCAGCCAUCCCGGGUCGACCACGACCACGCUUGCACGGAUCCUCCCCGGGAACGUGAGCAGCUCGUCUUCCAGCCCCAUGGCCAGGAUCCCCUCCAUCCUCCUACCUCACACCCCCACCUCCAGCAGUGGUUCAGCCUCAGGGUCCCUGCUGGCCGGGGUGGGAAACCCCGCAUCAUCAGCAACAGUUAGUGCAACAGCCUCUGUUGUUGGAACCUCCACCACAGCCUUUCUGUCCAGUACUCUGGCCGGAACCAAGCCGCGGGUCAAGACGGUGACCAAGCAGGCAACCCAGACGCGCGUGGUGACCACCCAGCUGCCCCUGUCCCAGAUCCCGGGUGGCCAGCCGCCCAGAACCAUGUCACCGGGCAGUAAGCCAACCAUACAGAUCAAGCAGGAACCGGGCACAGGUGUGAAGAUCAUCACCCAGACCUUACCAGGAAGCAAGAUUCUCCCCAAGCCUGCUACAGCGGCUACCAGUUCUGGCCCCCAGGUUGUCAUGGUUACCACCACGUCGUCCAUGGCAACCAGACCUGUGGGCUCAGGCACCACAUCUACAGUGUAUGCCCAGAAUAACGGGAACAGAGCCAUCGUGAACCCAGCUAUCGGCACCCGGGUUGUGACCAUGCCCACGUCGACUAUGUCCGCAGGAAAAAUUACCCCACCUCCACCCACCAACAUUAUAACAGUCACUCCCAAAACUGUGCAGACCAUGCCGAUAACUGUUACAAGAACACUACCUUCAGGUGCUACACCCUACACCAUUGCUAAAGCAGGCCCAUCCUCAGCCGGUAAGCCCAGCGUUAUCGUUGUGCAGCAGGCGAAAACGAUCAAGACUCAACAGGGCAAACCCAUCACCGUGGUUACCACCUACAUCACUCAGUCUACAGUCAGACCCAGCUUUGUGUCCACCAUGGCUGGUCAGAGUCUGGGGAAGAGCAUGACACUGACCAAGGCACAACCGCAACAGAUCAAGACAAGGGUCGUAAUCCGCCCAAGGACACCUGAUCAAGGCUCGCUCUCCUUGAGCCAGCAGCAAAGCAUUCUGGGAGGGAUUGUUGAAGGGAUUGUGAUCCAAAGACCGUCCUCCUCCUCGCCACGUGCACCGCGUGACUCCCCUGGUACCGGGGACGAUACCAGCUCCGUCAGCUCAGCCGGCAGCGAAGAUGUCGUGAAAAUCCAAAGAGCUGGCCAGUCUCCAGGUGCCAGCCAAUCAGCACCCAGCUCUCGUGUGACCAAUCAGUGGGUAGAAAUGGAUGCUGCCUUGGACAUUGGGUCCUCUCAGUCCCAGGGCACCGUGCAGACCAGCACCUCUCAGUCCCAGAGUGUUCAAGGGGAGAGUUUCAGCUCUGCGGCCUCCACCAUCAAGGCCUUGCUGGAGAUCCAGAGUGGCGCUAAGGCACAGGACAAGCCACGCCAGUCUACCAUUGACCUGAGUCAGAUGGCUGUUCCCAUCUCAGUCCAGCAACAAGGCCCCCAGGCUGUGGCUGCCUCGCUGCAAGGCGAGAUGGCGCCUGAAUUUUUCACCACAGAAGUAGUACAGCAAGAUCAGGCUAUUGCUACUGAGGCUGUCCCCAGAGCUGCACAGCCCCCCUCUGGAAGACAAGGCAUCCGCAUCUCCACAGCCCAACACUUACUGGCUGAAGCCCACAGGAAGAUGCAACAGGGGCAGGUGCUUGGGAGGGAGGAGGCUAGCCUUUUGGAAGAGUCCUAUGAAGGCUUCACCCUUGACCCACAAACUGGGUUGUUCUACAAGGAUGAAGAGUCUAUCAGUGGUAUUGAGAGCAAAAUGCUGCACGAUAUAAAGGUCCAGACCACUACCGCUUCAGGAGAGCCAAGGACCUACACUUUGACCGAGUGGUUUACAGGACUGACAGGAGACCGACCAACAGGUAACCAACAAGGCCAGCCUUCCUCCUCAGGCGCCACGCCGACCAUGGAGCCAAAAGUUGUGGCCGUACCAACGGAAAAAAUCCUGGAGUCGGCUCUCUCCGCAAGCUUUACCUCUACAGAACUGGAGUACCUUAGAUCAGGGGGUAGAGGACUAGAUAGCUCAGCUGAAACGAGCAGCUUUGCGAGCGUAAGAACGACUUCUAACAUUGAGCCCCUCGUUACGAGUUUGCCGGGGUCACAAGAGGUCAGCAGUACGCAGGAUGGCGCCCAGACCCAAAGCUUGGAGUCCUCCACACCUGCUCAGGAUCCUGGGAAGGAGAUGACUGAAUGCCCUGGGACAGAGAACACACUUGAAAGGAAUGCUGGGAGCGAGAGGAAGUCGGAAUCACGAGACCACGGGAACAUCUUUGAGAACAUUGUUGCGAGCGUUCACGCAGAUUCGAACACGGUUCAGCAAGGAAGCGCUGCGUUGUCGGUCAGCAAACCGGAGUUCACCACUCUGCGGGAUUACGUGCAAAGCACGAUAGGCGGUGCACCCAGGAAAGUGGAGGUGGCAGCAGAGCCAGUUAUAUCAACACAACAAGAGCCUAUGGAUUCACCCGACCAUUUCUCUCAGGACAACCUUCAGGACCUCCUGGAGCUUUUGGGACAGGCAACGAGCACACUAGCGAGCUUCGACCAGCCGUCCUCGUCCAAGACCACAGUGAUGGUUGAGCCCAGCGGGUUUGAUCCCAGCAGUCUGAAGAUGGAAGACUUCACCAGUCAGAGGGUGGAGGCAGAGAGCUUCACUAAGGACGAUCCGGAGGAUGGGGACAAGGGCAGUCCUGACAGCACCAUUGUCACACCUACUAGUGUCUCCCCUUCCCAAGACAGGAUGGUGUCUCCAGCACGCAUGCACCACCCGUCUGGCAGCAGUUCGGGAAACGAGAGUAUCCACGGAGGUCUGGACACGCCCAUGCGAGCCAGUAAGAGGAAACGGAAGGCCCCGCCCCCUCUGGACGAGGACCCGCCCCCUGCCUCGCUACCCAGCUGGGCAAGAGCCGCAUUGGGGUCAGUAGGUCAUUAG